Messenger RNA from Lolium rigidum, 1567 nucleotides. RefSeq names its product phytochrome-associated serine/threonine-protein phosphatase-like. Gene Ontology annotation, cellular component: cytoplasm. Gene Ontology annotation, biological process: peptidyl-serine dephosphorylation. NCBI's taxonomy places the organism in Eukaryota, Viridiplantae, Streptophyta, Magnoliopsida, Poales, Poaceae. The record is from RefSeq and is a predicted model, not a curated record. The transcript has 10 exons. Gene Ontology annotation, molecular function: protein serine/threonine phosphatase activity. Bases 185 to 1096 code for a protein of 303 amino acids.
AACCGAGAACUCUCGCUCUUCACCUUGUCUUCUUCUUCCCACUCGCCGCCCGCCUUGUGCACACUCCGAUCGAGUCAAAUCGUCUCCGCCCACCAAAAUCCAAUCCCCAGUCCCGUCUACCCCGUCCGCCAAACCCUAGCCGGCAGCUGGAGUCGGCGCCGGAGAUUCCCAGCCGCCGGGCGAGAUGGAUUUGGAUCUGUGGAUCGUCAAGGUCAAAGAGGGGCAGCACCUCGCCGAGCACGAGCUCCAGUCCCUCUGCGAAUACGUGAAGGAGAUCCUCAUCGAGGAGUCCAACGUGCAGCCGGUCAACAGCCCCGUGACGGUGUGCGGCGACAUCCACGGCCAGUUCCACGACCUCAUGAAGCUCUUCGCCACCGGAGGCCAUGUCCCCGAGACCAACUACAUAUUUAUGGGUGACUUUGUGGAUCGCGGGUUCAACAGCCUUGAGGUCUUCACCAUUCUUUUGCUCCUGAAAGCGAGGUAUCCUGGCCACAUAACUCUUCUGCGUGGAAACCAUGAAAGCAGACAGUUGACGCAGGUGUAUGGUUUUUAUGAUGAGUGUCAGAGGAAGUAUGGGAAUGCAAACGCAUGGCGGUAUUGCACUGAUGUUUUUGAUUACCUUACUCUUUCGGCAAUCAUUAAUGGCUCGGUCCUCUGUGUUCAUGGUGGCCUUUCACCUGAUGUACGGACGAUUGAUCAGAUGCGGAUAAUUGAUCGCAAUUGCGAAAUUCCUCAUGAAGGACCUUUCUGUGAUCUAAUGUGGAGUGACCCAGAAGAGAUAGAGACAUGGGGUGUUAGUCCCCGUGGAGCAGGUUGGCUUUUUGGAUCACGGGUGACAACAGAGUUCAACCAUGUUAACAAUCUUGAGUUAGUUUGCCGGGCUCAUCAACUAGUCCAGGAAGGCCUAAAAUACAUGUUCCAAGACAAGGGUCUUGUAACUGUGUGGUCUGCACCUAAUUAUUGUUACAGAUGUGGCAACGUUGCUUCUAUACUGAGCUUCGGCGAAAAUAUGGAAAGAGAGGUCAAGUUCUUCACAGAGACUGACGAGAACAACCAAAUGCGAGGGCCUAGGACCUCAGUCCCGUAUUUUCUUUGACCUCUUUUGUACAUUGUGUUUUGUGGUUUCUAUUUUUCAGUGGCUAAAGAUCAAUCCAAUAGGUGUGUUCAUUGUUGUAGCUUCAGCUCAUAGUGCAGUCUGAUUAUCUGAUGCAAUUGAUGUCACUGGUUAAUUUAACCCGCUGUAAGAUAGAUUAUUGGGCCUGUAGCUGCCAAUGCCACCUUUUUUUUCAUCCCUUCAUCACCUAUCUGCCCCUAAGUUAGGUUCAAUCUGCUGGAAGCCUGAACACAUGGAGGAAGAGGAAGGUAAACUGAAAGAAUACUAGAAACUGAAAGAAACACAUGGAGGAAGAGGCAGGGUCAUUGUGUGAUUGUAUCUUUCUCAGCAUUCAGCUCAGGAACUCUGUUGAUGUAGUUAAAUUUUGUGAUGAAUGGCGAACAUUCUGAGUUCUGUGACGCUGUUCUGUUUCUGUGGGAUGAAGCAUAAUACUCAUUCAGUAAAAUGGUUGAA